Messenger RNA from Monodelphis domestica (gray short-tailed opossum), 2487 nucleotides. It is a transcript of the gene XRCC6, whose product is annotated as X-ray repair cross complementing 6. Gene Ontology annotation, cellular component: Ku70:Ku80 complex; nucleus. NCBI's taxonomy places the organism in Eukaryota, Metazoa, Chordata, Mammalia, Didelphimorphia, Didelphidae. The record is from RefSeq and is a predicted model, not a curated record. Gene Ontology annotation, molecular function: DNA helicase activity; telomeric repeat DNA binding; damaged DNA binding. Gene Ontology annotation, biological process: double-strand break repair via nonhomologous end joining; telomere maintenance.
CAAAACAGAUUUUUGUAUUCUCGGUGCUUCUGAGGUGAGGCUAGUCGAGUCUACGUGUCCCUCUUAUGCGUGUCUGAGUUAAGUCAUUUGUUUUCUAUUAACUUCCUACUUAAGCGGCUCACGGGGGAGAGGGGGGCGGGGCGCCGCCCUCCUCGAGGAGCGCUAGCAGCAGGCAUGUGAUUGGCCCAGAAAAAGUAGAGACAAAGUAGCAAUGAUCCGGGGGGAGGAGGCGGCCGGGAGAAGUUUCCUGUAGGAGUGGCCACGGCAUGGCCUUGAAGAAACGUAGAUUCCAGGCUUGGGGGACAAUCAGCACUAGGGCAGGAGGAAAACUUCGGGAAGAACGUGCUAGGUCGGGGCUGCCCAGGGAGAGGGGCCGGGCUUGACCUUCUGCGCAUGUGCACCGCGUUCCCGCUCACCCAGACAUCCUCCGGCCCCGAGGGUCACUUGUUUGGAUCCCAGGAUCCGAGAGGGUGGGGAGGAAGGCUGCACGUGUGGGGCCGCGCGCGUGCGCACUGAAAGAAGCUCCAGGCGGCUUCUCGCUCCCCACUGCGCCUGCCUUCUAGGUCCCAGCGCCCCAGGAUCCCGUAGGCCAUGUCUGCGUGGGAGUCGUACUACCGACACGAAGGAGCCGAGGAUGAGGAGGAGGAGCAGGAGGAGGGGGCCGAAACGGAAGGACAGUACAAGUACUCCGGGCGGGACAGUUUGAUUUUCUUAGUCGAUGCCUCCAAAGCCAUGUUCGAGCCGCAGGAUGAAGGCCCGAGAACGUCUUUUGAGCUCACCAUCCAGUGCAUCCAGAGCGUGUACAGCAGCAAGAUCAUCAGCAGCGACCGAGACCUCUUGGCCGUGGUCUUCUACGGGACGGACAAGGCCAAGAACUCGGUGAACUUCCGCAGCGUCUACGUCCUGCACGAGCUGGACCCGCCAGGUGCGAAAAGAAUCCUGGAACUCGACCGCUUUAAGGGAGAGCAGGGGGAGAGGAAUUUCCGGGAGCUCAUUGGCCACGGCCCGGACUACUCGCUGAGCGAGGCCCUCUGGGUCUGUGCCAACCUCUUCAGCGGGGUCCGCCUCAAGAUGAGCCACAAGCGCAUCAUGCUGUUCACCAACGAGGACCACCCCCACGCCAACGACGGCGCCAAGGCCAGCCGGGCCAGAACCAAAGCCAGCGAUCUCCGCGACACGGGUAUCUUCCUGGACCUCAUGAACCUGAAGAAGCCCGGGGGGUUCGACGUUGCCUUGUUCUACAGGGACCUCAUCACCCCGGCUGAGGGCGAGGAGGUCGGGGUUCACUUUGAAGAGUCAGGAAGGCUGGAGGACCUCCUGCGGAAGGUUCGGGCCAAGGAGACCAGGAAGCGCGCUCUGGCCAGGCUGAAGCUCAGACUGGGCAAGGACGUGGCCCUCAUGGUGAGCAUUUUCAACCUGGUCCAGAAGGCCUGCAAGCCCCUCCCCAUCCGGCUUUACCGGGAAACAAACGAGCAGGUGAAGACCAAGACGCGGACGUUCAGCGUCCAGACGGGCGGCUUGCUCCUGCCCAGCGACACCAAGAGGUCUCAGGUGUACGGAGGCCGGCCCAUCGUCAUGGAGAAGGCCGAGACGGAGGAGCUGAAGCGCUUCGACGAGCCGGGCUUGGUUCUGAUCGGCUUCAAGCCUCUCUUCCUGCUCAAGCAGCACCACUUCCUGAGGCCUUCCCUGUUCGUGUACCCGGAGGAGUCCCUCGUCCACGGAAGCACCACCCUGUUCAGUGCUUUGCUCACCAAGUGCCUGGAGAAGGGGGUGCUGGCCCUGUGCAGAUACACCCCCCACCAGAACAGCCCCCCGUGUUUCGUGGCCCUGGUGCCCCAGGAGGAGGAGCUGGACGCGCAGAGGGUUCAGGUGACGCCCCCAGGCUUCCAGCUCGUCUUCCUGCCCUACGCGGACGACAAGCGGAAGGUGCCCGCGACCGAGAAGGUGACGGCCAACCCGGAGCAGGUGGACAAGAUGAAGGCGAUCGUGCAGAGACUCCGCUUCAAGUACCGGAGCGACAGCUUCGAGAACCCCGUCCUGCAGCAGCACUUCCGGAACUUGGAGGCCCUGGCCCUGGACCUGACGGAGCCCGAGCACGCCCCGGACCUGACCUUGCCCAAAGUGGAAGCGAUGGAUCUCAGGCUGGGCAGCCUGGUGGAGGAGUUCAAGGAGCUGGUCUACCCCCCUGACUAUGACCCCCAGAGGAAGGCCGUGAAGAGGAAGCAAGGUACGGAAGGAGGAGGUCCUGGGGACAAACAGCCCAGGCUCGAGGUCUCUCAAGAGGAGCUCAAGGCCCAUGCGGAGAAGGGCACCCUGGGCAAGCUCACCGUGCCCGUCCUCAAGGAAGCCUGCCGGGUGUGCGGGCUCAAGCCCAGCAGCACCAAGAAGCAGGAGCUCUUGGGUCUGCUCCAGGAGCAUUUCCAGAAGCCCUGACGGGGAGGCCCGUUCCCUGCUCCUCAAGUUACCAAUAAAGAGAAUUGCCCCCGU